ACCAUCUCUCCACAACAUCUGCAAGGGUGCGGUUCGCUAGUCCCGCACCUGCGAUCCAUUCUCGCUUUCGUCCACAUGUCGAGUUCAGCUAACAUUUCUCACCAUGACGUAGAAACUCUCGCAUCCCUGAUCGCGUCCCAGCCGGAGAGCAUCGAGAUACUUCCCGGCGACGCGUCCGCCUGGGUACCGCCGGACUCGGAGCACCAUCCGUAUCUGCUUGUAGAGGGAAACCUCGGUGUGCCGCAGAAGGAGCUGUACAAGGUCUACGUGCAGGCUGUCUCCGUGUUCGCUAGGGCUAGGCGGUCGGAUGCUGUCAAGGCGCUGUAUUCGUGCACUGGCGCAGGGAGUCGGAGUACCUCUUCUUCAGCGAUCACACCGCCGUCUCAGCGAGACACCACGCUCGCGGCCUUUGAUGCGCAAGACCCCUCGAUCCGAACGCUGAUAGCAGCCUCGACCAUCCUCGCGCUCGCCAACCCCGCACAUCAAACGGCGCUCAGUGCGCGUAGACGGCUCAUCUCCUCCGGCCUUAUCGACGCGCGCUCCGAGCUGUGGUUCACACGCGCGGUGCUCCUCUGCGCGCGGCACUGUGCAAAGGAGGCGGGGCUGUGGUUCCACCGGCGGUGGGUCCUCGCGCGGGUGCAUGGGUGCGAUUUUGGGGAGGAUGGCGCCCGUUCGGAGAAGAUGGGGACGAUGGAGAUGGCGGAUGUGAAGAGAGAGCUGGAGAUGGCGGGGAGAGCGUGCGAGGUGUAUCCGCGGAACUAUUUUGCGUGGAUGCAUCGAGUUGUGUGUGUGCGUCUUGUGCUUUCUUCGCUCCGCGCGGGGUCUGAGCACGCGGGAGGAGGUCGGGGUGUCGAGUUCGUCCAGGGCGAGAUGAGGGACGUGCGGGCGUGGAUUGAUGUGCAUGUGGGGGAUUAUAGUGCCGUGCAUCAUCUCGUGUCGGUUUUGCGGGCUAUUUUGCUGGAUGAGGGGUUCGAUGCUGGGGCUGUCGAGGUGGGGAAGCGAGAACUGGAGAUGGCGGUGGAGCACUCAGGGGGCUUGGUGCGUGCUUACCCGGGGCACGAGGCAUUGUGGAUGUAUGUGCGGGCCGUGUAUGCGUUGGCGCUGGAGGUGGACAUGUCCCCAGGGAGCCUGGAGGAUGCAACAGUAGAUCUGCUUGCGUCCAGUGGUGAUCACAGUGAGGAAACGGCGUGGAAUGCAGGUCAGUUUGGGAAGUGGAAGGAGGUGUUUGUGCGGAAGGGUGGCUCUGGGAUAAUGCCGUAG
Messenger RNA from Coniophora puteana RWD-64-598 SS2, 1260 nucleotides. RefSeq names its product protein prenylyltransferase. The transcript has 2 exons. Lineage: Eukaryota; Fungi; Basidiomycota; Agaricomycetes; Boletales; Coniophoraceae. Gene Ontology annotation, biological process: protein prenylation. The record is from RefSeq and is a predicted model, not a curated record. The coding region runs from base 76 to 1260 and encodes 394 amino acids. Gene Ontology annotation, molecular function: protein prenyltransferase activity. Gene Ontology annotation, cellular component: cytoplasm.